AGUCCCAACCCAAUCCCGAAUCUGAACCCUACACCCCUAGCCCCAAGAGCCCUCGAUCACUAACUCCCUCACACCAGUAUGAAGAAGUCAUCUUGGUCAAAGCUGUAGUUGCCGCAUCCACCACCACCACCGUACCUGGCGACCAUCGUCUUCUCUCUAUCAGAUGCCACAGCUGCUGCUGCUGUGUGAUAGACACACGGUGACCUCCCAACAUCUGGCCUGGCAGUCUCCCACCAUCUGUGUGUCUCCUCCCUUGGGCCCGCUGGAGCCGUGUAGAUGCCAAACAUCCACAACCCAACGUCAAACCCCCCCUGACUCCCCAUUCAAGCCUGGGCUUGAACCGUGCGCCGUGAAUUUGGUUGCUUUUGCGCCGAUUAUUUAUACGCGUCAUUGUUUAACUUUGUUACGUUGUUGCUUUUGUCAUCUUGGUGACCCAGGGUCACUUAUAGCAAAUGACUCCAUCCUGGACUCAUUUUUUUUGACUUCUUGCCCAGUGAGAUGAAACCCACUUGAAAACUUGACCCCUGACUAUGCUGGGGAGAAAUAUGAAUAGGUGGUGAUGCUGGCAUUGGCCCUGCUUAACCAAACUAUUAUACCAGCUAAGGCCCACUGAGCUAUGUAGCUCUUUUAAAGAAGCAACCUGGCCACAAAUGGCUUAUCAUGUGGAAAUUUAUAGCAGCCAAAUACUCUAAAUGCGUGAUGUUGAUUCUAAAUGUGGAGGGGUAAAACCGGAGGACCUGGUGAAAAAUCCACACUACCAUGGAGAGAGAUAUGCAAACUCCAAAUAUACAGGCGUCAGGGUCGGGAUCGAACCCACGACCUCCAGUAUACCAGGCGAGGUAGUUAACAUCUCCUUAAUUUGCCAUGAUGAAGGGCGAUUUGUAUAAUUUCUCCCUUUUUAGUGACGAAUGUGUUUGGAUUGUUCCGUGUGGCGGAGGCUUCACACGUCGCCGCCUUUUGUUUGCGCAGGGAAGAGCAUCUUCGGGGAGCGCUUCCCGGACGAGAACUUCAAGCUGAAGCACUACGGGCCCGGCUGGGUGAGCAUGGCCAAUGCGGGCAAGGACACCAACGGCUCCCAGUUCUUCAUCACCACCGUCAAGACGGGCUGGCUCGACGGCAAGCACGUUGUGUUCGGCAAGGUGCUCGAGGGCAUGUACGUAGUGCACUCCAUCGAGCUGCAGCAGACGGACGACCACAACCGCCCGCUCGCCGACGCUGUCAUAGCCGCCUGCGGCACCAUCGCCGUGGCCGAGCCGUUUACUGUGCCCGUCGAGGGCUGGUAGCGCCUGUGGGGUCCCCG
Lethenteron reissneri (Far Eastern brook lamprey) is the source of this 1300-nucleotide messenger RNA. RefSeq names its product peptidyl-prolyl cis-trans isomerase B-like. Gene Ontology annotation, biological process: protein folding; protein peptidyl-prolyl isomerization. The record is from RefSeq and is a predicted model, not a curated record. Gene Ontology annotation, cellular component: cytoplasm; intracellular membrane-bounded organelle. Gene Ontology annotation, molecular function: cyclosporin A binding; peptidyl-prolyl cis-trans isomerase activity. NCBI's taxonomy places the organism in Eukaryota, Metazoa, Chordata, Hyperoartia, Petromyzontiformes, Petromyzontidae.